AUGCCGAAGACCCUACUUACUGAUAAAGCAGAAUUGGAGAGAGAUCUGAAAAUUUUAGAUGAGAAGCUGUCGUCUGCUCUUUUGGAAUGUAGCGCCAAAGAUGAAUACACAGAGACGCAGGCCAAAAUCGCACAGGAAGCUAUUGCAGGUCGGGAGAAGGCAGAAACAGAAGCAGUCUCAUUCAAGCAAGAAUUAGGUAAAGCUUUACAGCAGAAAGUAGCUGGUGAAGAACGAUUAAUUCAUUUGGAUGGUGCCCUAAGAGAAUGUAUGCAGCAGCUGCGUUUUGUUCGAGAAGAGCAAGAGAAAAGGAUUCAUGAUGCUGUGAUGAAGACAUCCAGUGAAUCAGAGAAAACAAGAAUUAUGUUAGAGGAGAAAAUAACAGAGACCAGUAAAAGGCUUGUCAAAUUAGGUGCCGAGAAUACUCAGCUCAGUAAGGAUCUCUUAGGAAAGGAAAAGGUGAUUGAAGAUUUAAAUAAAGAGCGAGCUCAAGCGGAGGCAGAUUUUGUUGCUCUAACGACCAGACUAGAAUCUAAAGCUAAAGAGAAUGCUUCUUUGAAGUAUGAGGUUAGUGUGCUUGAGAAGGAGCUUGAAAUUCGGAAUGAGGAGAGAGAAUUUAAUCGUCGAACAGCUGAUGUAGCACACAAACAACACUUGGAGAGUGUGAAGAAAAUUGCAAAAUUGGAUUCAGAAUGUCAGAGGCUACGUCUUCUUGUUCGAAAGCGGUUGCCAGGUCCUGCUGCCCUGGCAAAAAUGAAGAAUGAAGUCGAGAUUUUGGGCAGGGAUCCAUCCGGAACAAGGAGGAAACAAUCAAAUCCUUCUCCAGCUAGUGCAAUGGACUUUGCUAUGGACAAUACUCCUGAAACUCCCAGUAAAAGGGUCACUUUUCUGACUGAGCAGUUAUGUGUCAUGGAAGAAGAAAACAGCACUCUCAAAGACACGCUUAACAAGAAAACAAAUGAACUCCAAUUUUUCAGAAACACAUAUGCUCGUGCAGCUUCCAAGUUAUCACUAGUUGAGGCACAGUUGGAAGAAUCAUCAAGGGGUCAGACAGCAGUGGGACCAGCAAGGAAUUUACCUUCCCUGCACCAACUUUCUUUGGCGUCAAUGUCUGAGAUGGGCGGUGAUGACAAAAUUAGCUGCGCCGAAUCAUGGGCUUCUGCUUUGAUGUCAGAGUUGGAGCAUUUCAGAAGUGGAAGGCAAAUGAGAACACCAUCUUGCAAAUCUGUUGGAACUUCAGACAUACCACUGAUGGAUGACUUUGUUGAGAUGGAAAAAUUAGCAAUCGUUUCUAUGAAUAAACCAUGUGGAAAUUCUCAUCUUGUUUCAGAGUACAGUAGUGCAGCUGAUGGUCACUUGAAAAAUCAAUCAGGUGGAUAUUUCUUGGAAGCAUCUGGUAGGGAGAUGGUUCCAGAAUCUGUCAGUCAGUCAGGCCUCUCUGUCUCUAACCAGGAAGUACAGUCUAUGACUACGGGGAUUGGUAAAUUUCCUGGUUGGCUUAAUAAGAUAUUGGAAGACAUUUUGAAGCAAAGCUACGUAACCCAGCGAACUCCUGACGAAUUACUUGAGGAUAUCAAAGUUGCUUUGGCAUGUAUAAAUCAUCGGAAUUCCAAUGAAUCAUUUGAUGUGAGUCAAAGCUCAAAUUAUCCUAAGGCCACAAAUCCCCCUGCUAAUGGCUACAUUUCUUUGAAACCUCAAGAUAAUUCUUCAAGAAAGGAUUCACCGGAUACAGUGGCUGGUGAACAUAACUCAUCACCAAAGAAGAGCAGCCAGCAAAUCCAGUCAAGUCUCAAUAAGUCAAUACUUAAAACAAUUGAGCUUAUUGAAGGGAUCAGUUUACCAUCGCCAGACAAUGGUAUUAUGGAUACCUUGACUGGGAAGGAUGAUAGUUUCCUAUCCUUUGAGAAUUCAGAAAACCCCACAGGCUACAUGGUUCGUAUGUUCCAAUGGAAAACUUCUGAACUCAGUUCUGUUCUACAUCAAUUUGUUCAAACUUGCAAGGAUCUGUUAAAUGGAAAGGCUGAUCUUGAAAGAUUUUCCACAGAGUUAACUUCUGCUUUAGAAUGGAUUAUGAACCACUGCUUUUCCCUUCAAGAUGUUUCAAACAUGAGAGAAGCAAUCAAGAAGCACUUUGAUUGGGAUGAAUCACAAAGUGAGAGUGAGGUAGAAGGUGGAAUGAGUAGUCAAGUUUCAGAAGCUGAGAAAUUGUAUGUUCCCAAAGAACAGUUGUCGUGUAUGCCCAUUGUUUCAGCUUGGAAUGUCCAUGACCAUAUCUCCCAAAUGGAAGAACUUCGGCCCAAGGUGAGAGAAGAAAGUAGAAGAUUAAAAAGUGAGUUGGAGAAUACUGAAUCUGAAAAGAAUGAUUUAGAGGGGAGACUCCAGUCAGAGACUUAUAAGAAUGAAUCCUUGAUAACUCGACUUGAGAAGUCAGAAAAAACAAUUGAAAGCUUGCGAAAAGAAUCUGAAAUUCUGAAACAGUCGAAAGGAAUGUUUGAGGAGCAGAUUGAAAAUCACAGGAUGGUGGAAGAAGAUCUUAAUACACAGCUUACAAUAGCCAAAGUUGAAUUCAACAAGGCUGGCCAAAAGCUUUCUACUAUUGAAAAUGCACUGGAGAAUAAAAAUAACACUCAUGAACAACCGGAGUCUAGGUGUCUUGAACAACAGCUCCAGUUAGAAAGUGUGAAGAUGAAAAUGCCAGGGUAUGAUAUGGAGCAAGAAGAAAAGCAACUUCGAACUGAUUGGGAGAUCAUAGCAGCUUCAGAAAAGUUGGCAGAGUGCCAAGAAACUAUACUAAACCUGGGGAAGCAGUUGAAAGCAUUGGCCACACCCGACGACACAAACCUUUUCAAUGAGGUCAUCUCUGUUCCCACUGGUGCAAUUGUCACUGCAAUCACCCCAAAGAAGAACAUCAAAGAAAGGUCCUCCCUACUAGAUAAAAUGCUGGCCGAGGAUAAUGCUGAAAGCAGAGAUCUUAGGUCUUCCAAUACAAAGGAAGUCAUUUGCACCUCAAAGCCUCCCACCCUUCUGGAUGAAUAUUCCUAUUCUGCCUUUGGUCUCGACAGCGAUAGGUUUCUCGAUUCAAAUGGGAUUAAACCUCACGACAAUGAAGCUGUAAUCAGUUCAUUGGCGAUUGUGCCUAGCAAGAAAAGAGGAGGCAGGGGAUUGUUGAAAAAGCUAUUGUGGUGGCGAAAGAAAGGUAAUGGCAAGAAAAAAACUUUCCUAUGUGCUACAUAAUUGGUACGACAAAGCAACAGUAAGAUCCACAAUUAGGAGUUCGUUUCCACUGCAACGGUUUUGAUUUGUUGCUCAUUUGGAUUGGAAAAUAAUUUGGUUUGGCUUUUGUUAGGGGUGUGUAGUUUGUGUGUGUGUGAAGAGAGAGAGAGAGAGA
Ilex paraguariensis (yerba mate) is the source of this 3385-nucleotide messenger RNA. The record is from the annotation of a GenBank genome assembly. Lineage: Eukaryota; Viridiplantae; Streptophyta; Magnoliopsida; Aquifoliales; Aquifoliaceae.